Molecule: messenger RNA, 2118 nt
Organism: Drosophila serrata
Lineage: Eukaryota; Metazoa; Arthropoda; Insecta; Diptera; Drosophilidae
Gene: Tango10
Product: transport and golgi organization 10
Molecular function (GO): protein binding
Source: RefSeq, a predicted model, not a curated record
CUCUGGUCACACUGUCUUUACUCGAGAAUAAAUGAAAAUAAACCAAAUUUUCAAAUUGGGCUCACAGUUGGCCAUGAUCCAGGCCCGUGCUAACCAGGCUGACAAGUAGACCGCAUUGCCAGAAAGCACUUCUUUCGAACCGGGCUUGAAUCCCAACAUCCGAUUCUCGAUUCCCGAUGAACGCAAACGCGAACGGUAACGGAGGCGCGCCCGUCUCUGGCGGAUUUGGUGGCGGUCCAGGUGCAGGUGCUGGUAUUGGUGCGGGUGCUGCAGCAGGAGCAGCGGCCGCUGCGGCGGAGCCACCGGGUGAGGCAGCCGGCGGAGCUGUGGGCGGUGUAGCCGGAGGAGGAGGAGCUGGUGUUGCUGCUGGUGCUCCACCUUCGCCAACCAAUCCAAAUGGAUCGAAAAACACGGUAAACGGCACCACCAGCCUCAACGAAGAUCAGGACGCAAAGCGCCGCAAGUGUCUGGAGUCGGAUGAAGGUGCCAGCACGAUGAUUGACGAGAAUAGCGUGCGUAAUAAGAUUGCCAACCUUUACGCCGAGCAGCUAAUGUCGGACAUAGUGCUACUGGUGGACGGGAAGGAGUAUCCUGCCCACCGGGUCAUCCUGUGCGCCAGCAGCGAUGUCUUCCAGGUGAUGCUGAUGAACCCCGAGUGGAACGAGUGCAGCAAACAUGUUAUCGAGCUGCACGAGGAACCCUGCUGUUCGGCGGUCUUCCCGCAGUUCAUCAAGUACCUGUAUGUGGGCCAGAUCGAGGCCACUCUGCAGACGGUGAUGCCGAUGCUGGCGCUAAGCGACAAGUACAACGUUCGCGACCUGAUCGACCUCUGUGUAGACUAUAUGAACAAGCAUGUGGCCAAGGCGGCCACCAGUGGCUAUCUGGUGUCCUGGCUGCAGUACACCCUCUCAUUUACGCCCACCCACAACGAUCUCACCGAGACGCUGAAACGAUUCCUAAAAUGGAACCUCGAAAUGGUGGCCGAGUCGCGCGACUUUGUGGACAUGGAUCCGGCCAUACUACAGCUGCUGCUGCAGCAGAACGAUAUUGUUGUCAAGAGUGAGUACAAACUGUUUGUCGUCCUGCAGACAUGGCUACUUCACCGCCGAGAGCAAAUGGAGGCGAACUCGGCGGGCGGCGCCUCCAGCUUCAUGGAGCUGAUCGAGCAGACGGUGAGCCACAUUCGCUUCGGCAUGAUGACGACGAAGCAGCUGUCGUACCUGAUGAAGGGCCCGCUUAUCGAAUACCAUAAGGAGUUCCUUGUCGAGCGCAUUGCCAUUGGGAUGAGCUACCAGUCUGGCCAGGAGGACAGGGUGCGUGAGGUGCGCGCCACCGAAUCUGGCGAGCUACAGUUUACUCCGCGCAUCUACUGGAACGACACCUGGAGUGUGGAUAUCGAUGUGCAUGACUUUGACAAGAUUGAUAACUACAAGAACUACGUGACCUGCUUCUUUUCGCAGCGCCAUAUCGCCGAAACCGAGGACGACCCUUCUAUGACCUGGGACAUUGAGUUCUUUCCGCGCGGCGUUGAGUACAAUAAGGCCAAAAUGGUAUGCGGCGGCUAUGUGCCCGGCUGUUCCUUGGAUACUGUGCGUCUACGGGUUACCUGCAAGCAUCAGAAUAUUGGCGAGGAGCGCUUCAAGAUCGCUGUCCUGAUCGUGGGCGUGCAGAACGAGAUCACGCACAUCCGCACGGUGGUGGAGCGCACCGAAUACUUCUCGGAUGCAUCGCGAGUGAUUAACCUGGACCACCUGCUGCCGUACAAGGAGCUGGAGCAAUCAUCGACGUCCCUGAGUCCCCAUCUGACGGGCAGCAAACGGAACACACUCACCCUGCAUGUGGUCAUCACACCGAUGGAUGCCCACACCUGCCGGGACACGCCGCCGUUUCAGUUCUAAGCCCGCCAUUGGCUCGCCUGGGGAAGAGCACAGCUUGACACUAGCCGUACACCUCCGUACACAUUCCGGCAGCACACCAAACACUACACACAGACCAUACACACACCCAAGCGUCCACACUGGCAGCCAUUGUAAUUUCAAAUUUGUAUCUGAGACUGCGAUCUGGGACUGUCCUGAGUCACCUUCAGAUCAUGCAUAAUUUGUAAAUUAACGCUUUUAA